AUGUUGAUUGAAAACUGUCCCAUCAUCAGCGUGAACAUUCGGGUUUGGCUCUUCUGGGGUUACCUCCGGCAGACCAAAUGGUUCAGUUAUGUGCUCGGUUGUAUUCCGGUUGCGGUUCUAAACUUGUUUCAGUUCAUGAAUUUAUUCCACAUGAUUUUAUUCGGCACCGGCGACAUUAGCAAGAUCAUAAUCGACGGUUACUUUACGGUGUUGUAUUUCAAUUUGGUGCUCCGUACCUCGUUCCUAGUGACAAAUCGGCAAAAGUUUGAACUUUUCUUCGAGGGAAUAUCCGCUGAGUACGAGCGACUGGAGAAGCAGAACGAUAUCCGGUGUCUUCUGGAUCAGUCAACCCGUCGGGCCCGGAUUCUGUCGAAGUCAAACCUUUGGCUCGGUGCGUUCAUCAGCGCCUGCUUUGUGACCUAUCCUCUGUUCUCGGCGGAACACGUGCUCCCGUACGGAGUGUUUGUACCGGGCGUUGAUGUGCACGCGACACCAAUUUACGAAAUUGUGUUUAUCUUGCAAAUAUAUCUCACCUUUCCGGCCUGCUGCAUGUACAUCCCGUUCACCAGCUUCUACUGCACGUGUUCGCAGUUCGGAUUAGUGCGGAUUGCAGCCCUGAAACAGUCUCUGCAGAAACUCCACCAGCACAACUGGUCCGAGCAGGCGUUGUUUACCAAACUGAAACAGUGCCUGGAAUAUCACAAAGAAAUUAUCAAAUAUGUUAACGACCUCAACGAAUUGGUGACCUAUAUUUUUCUGUUGGAGCUACUUUCUUUCGGUAUGAUGCUGUGUGCGCUUCUAUUUCUCCUGGGUAUCAGUAAUCAACUGGCUCAGAUGGCAAUGAUUGGUUCGUACAUCUUCAUGAUACUGUCACAAAUGUAUGCCCUCUAUUGGCACUCAAAUGAAAUCCGGAGCCUGGAAAUCGGUGAUUCGCUCUACUACAACAGCGCCUGGCUCGAUUUUAGUGUUCCUGUCAAAAAGAUGAUCAUUUUGAUGAUUGCCCGAGCACAGCGCCCAUUAGCGAUCAAGAUUGGAAAUGUCUAUCCGAUGACGCUGGAAAUGUUUCAAGCUUUGGUCAAUGUUUCAUAUUCGUACUACACGCUACUUCGGCGGGUCUAUAAUUGA
This is a messenger RNA of Malaya genurostris, 1125 nucleotides long. RefSeq names its product odorant receptor Or2-like. The transcript is spliced from 6 exons. Gene Ontology annotation, molecular function: odorant binding; olfactory receptor activity. The record is from RefSeq and is a predicted model, not a curated record. Gene Ontology annotation, biological process: detection of chemical stimulus involved in sensory perception of smell; sensory perception of smell. Gene Ontology annotation, cellular component: plasma membrane. The coding region runs from base 1 to 1125 and encodes 374 amino acids. Lineage: Eukaryota; Metazoa; Arthropoda; Insecta; Diptera; Culicidae.